Messenger RNA from Vicia villosa (hairy vetch), 645 nucleotides. RefSeq lists its product as uncharacterized. The record is from RefSeq and is a predicted model, not a curated record. Bases 1 to 645 code for a protein of 214 amino acids. Lineage: Eukaryota; Viridiplantae; Streptophyta; Magnoliopsida; Fabales; Fabaceae. The transcript is spliced from 2 exons. Gene Ontology annotation, molecular function: zinc ion binding; nucleic acid binding.
AUGAAUUGCAUUGAUGCUCAGAGAGUGCAGUUUGGUAAUCACAUGCUGGAGAAGGAAGUUGAGGAUUGGUGGGGCAAUAUGGCUCAGAGGUUUCCGGAGAUUAUCAAGUAUUGUCCUCACUACAAUACUAUGAAUGCAGAGAGAUCUAAGUGUGUGAAGUUUGUCAAUGGUUUGAGGCCUGAUAUCAAGAAGGCAAUUGGUUACCAGCAGAUUACUUGUUUUAUGGAGUUGGUUAACAAGAAUCAGAUCUAUGAUGAGGAUAGUAGGGAGAGUGCUUCUCACUACAUGGCUAUGAACGAGAAGGAAUGUCAAUUCCGUGGGAAAUUGUAUGAUGGUAAAGGAAAGCAGAAAGCUGGUAAUGGCAAGAAACCAAGUGGGGGAGGAUCUCACACUCCUGUCAAGUGCUAUAGGUUUGGUGUUGAGGAACAUUGUAUUUCUGAAUGUCCUCAUUCUGAUGCGACGUGUUUCAAGUGUGGCAAGGUGGGUCACAAGUCUCAUGAGUUUAGAAGUGGUUCAAAAGUGGCUUGCUAUAAUUAUGGAGAGCAAGGUCACAUUAGUACCAAGUGUGACAAAUCGAAGAAGGAUCAAGCGAAGGGGAAAGUGUUUGCAUUGUCUGGUGCGGAGGUGAUCUGCUGUCGCACAUGA